AUUAGAUAAGCUAGUACCGCGCGUCGACGGGGAAGCGACUUUAGUUGACGCCUGCGCGUUGUAUACGACCUAACCGCGCGACUGCUCCACAUUUUUCGACACCGACAUUCGCCAUGAAUACUCGUCAGCUCCGCAGAAUCGCUGUAGCCACAAAACCAUUACUGAAACAACAGACAUCGUGUAUCUGCUACCGUAACUAUAGCCAAGUGAGACCCGUAUAUGUUAUUGAAAGACCUAAAUGGAGGAAUUCUGCACCGAGCUUCUACGCUGCACAAUCCAUCGACACAAGAUACUUCUCAUUCGUGCACAACUUAGACCCAGCAGUGCGGGAGGGAUCACAUAAAAAUGCUGAUGAUGUACUGUUUGAUAUGUUCAAAAAUGAAGAUUCGGGGCUCCUUCCUGUUGGAAAGUUUUUGGCCGCCCUAAGAACAACCGGAAUCAGAAAGAAUGACCCUCGUGUGAAAGAAGUCAUGCACAAUUUGUACAAAGUUCAUAAAGAGUCAAACUUUGAAGGAGGCUCUCCUGAAACGCUUAAACUGGACAGAAAGACCUUUAAAGAAGUAAUCUCGCCGAAUAUAGUUUUAAUCACAAGAGCAUUUAGAAGCCAGUUUGUGAUUCCCGACUUCCAGGACUUUAUCAAAGACAUAGAAGAAAUGUAUUGGUCUGCGAAAAGUAUAACAGAUGGAAAAGUGGCAAGUUAUAUUCCGCAGUUAGCUAGAGCCAAUCCUGAUAAUUGGGGCGUCAGUAUUUGCACGAUCGAUGGUCAGCGGUUUUCAAUAGGUGACGUAAAUGUGCCGUUCACUCUACAAUCUUGUAGCAAGCCGUUAACGUAUGCAAUGGCACUCGAGACUCUAGGACCUGACGUCGUACAUCAGUACAUUGGCACGGAGCCCAGCGGCCGCAAUUUCAAUGAACUCGUUUUGGAUUAUAAUAUGAAGCCACACAACCCAAUGAUCAACGCUGGAGCAAUUUUAGUAUGUUCGUUGCUGAAAACUUUGGACAAGCCGGAAAUGACCUUGGCCGAGAAAUUUGACUAUGUUAUGUCAUUCUUCAGUCGCCUCGCUGGGAACGAAGUGUUGGGUUUCAAUAAUGCGGUAUUUUUGUCAGAACGCGAGGCUGCCGAUCGUAACUAUGCUUUGGGAUUUUACAUGAGAGAACAUAAAUGUUACCCGGAGAAAACAAAUCUGCGUGAAUGUAUGGAUUUCUAUUUUCAGUGCUGUUCCAUGGAGGCUAAUUGCGACAUAAUGUCCAUUAUGGCUGCAACACUAGCAAACGGGGGUAUAUGUCCUAUAACUGACGAAAAAGUUCUGCGACCUGAUUCCGUUCGGAACGUGCUCUCCUUAAUGCAUAGCUGUGGAAUGUACGACUAUUCAGGACAAUUUGCAUUCAAAGUUGGCCUGCCUGCGAAAUCUGGAGUUUCAGGAGCAAUGCUUAUCGUUGUGCCAAAUGUGAUGGGUAUAUGCACAUGGUCUCCACCAUUAGAUCCUCUGGGCAAUAGCUGCAGAGGUUUGCAAUUUUGUGAGGAGUUAAUUAAGCGUUUCAAUUUCCAUAAAUAUGAUAAUAUUCGUUAUGCAAGUCACAAGAAGGAUCCACGCAGAUAUAAAUUUGAAUCUACUGGACUGAGCAUUGUCAAUCUUCUAUUCUCUUCAGCUAGUGGUGACUUAAGUGCACUGAGGAGGCACCAUCUUUCUGGAAUGGAUAUGACACUAUCGGAUUAUGAUGGCAGAACAGCAUUACAUCUCGCUGCAGCGGAAGGUCACCUUAGUUGUGUAGAGUUUCUACUUGCCCAGUGCAACGUUCCUCAUGAUCCCCAAGACCGUUGGGGAAGUCGUCCACUAAAUGAAGCAGAAACUUUCGGACAUGCCGCAGUCGUUCAAUAUCUAAAGGAAUGGGAACGCACACAUCCACUUGGUGUAGAAUCUCAACCUUCUCCUUCUACAGUUGACGAUAUACUAGACGUGCAGCCACAAGCUGAUGACGCAGUGAAGGAUCCAAGCAUUCAGGAUAUUGUUACCAGAAAUGGAGAUAAAGUAAAUUAAACAUUUGUACAAAGAGCCAAAGGAAUUGGUGCGUGUGGUGGUAGACUCUGCAUAAGAUAUGUUUCAAUGUGUACAGUUCUAUAAAAUUUCAACAAAUAAGAUAAUAUACACUUUGCGCCCUAAGAAAUUAUUCCUACUUACAGUGGUAUAGAGAGCUUAAAUAUACUCUAGUUUGAAGGAUUAAAUCUUCAUGAAAUCAGCUCUAUUGACAAUUAAUACUUUACAACAAAUGUUAGUAGAUAGAUUUUACAAAAUUUGAUCAUUAAUGAACUUGUAUUCUGGUUUGUUUAUGUAGACAUUAUAGAUGGAAAUUCAUAUAUAUAAAGACACUCUGUAGCUUCUAGGUUUGUAGGUGUUAUAUAAUAAAAAUAACUGUAGGACUACUUUCUUGUGUAUGAGAAAGGUGAUUAAUUAAUGUAAUAAACAGAUUAAUCAUCUAAAUAUGAUAAUGUGGUACUGCAAUUACUUAAUUUUAAGGCUGUGAUCAAUUUUAUUUAAGUGUUAUUUUAUUGUUCAUAUUUUUAAGCUGUUUAAAGACAAAGUUUUAUGUGAGCUCAUUAUAUAAAUAUCAAUAACAAAUAUUAUUUUGACUAAAUCUACAUUUCGUAACUAUUAAUUAUAAAGAAAAAUAAAUGCCAUCUUGUGAUACAUUAUCUAUGCACAUUGGAUUGAGAUGUAUUAAUGGUAAUUUGCGGUUAAUAUCAAUAAGUUUGCUGAAAGUAUUAAAGAUUGCAUUUAAAAACUAUUUUUUAAUCAAAUACAUGUUUAUUGCAUAAUAUGCUUGUGAAAUUUUGGUGAUUUUAAUUAAUUUUGCACUUAUUGUAUUGUUAUAACAUACAACACAGAUUCUAUCUCGAAUAUGACAAUAAUAUUUUAAGAAGAAAUGUUACAUUUCAUAACAUGUAUGUUGUUCAAGUAAGUAUGUCAAUUAAAACUGUUAAGAUGAA
Zerene cesonia (dogface butterfly) is the source of this 2986-nucleotide messenger RNA. It is a transcript of the gene GLS, whose product is annotated as glutaminase liver isoform, mitochondrial. Gene Ontology annotation, biological process: L-glutamine catabolic process. NCBI's taxonomy places the organism in Eukaryota, Metazoa, Arthropoda, Insecta, Lepidoptera, Pieridae. The transcript is spliced from 10 exons. The coding region runs from base 114 to 2039 and encodes 641 amino acids. The record is from RefSeq and is a predicted model, not a curated record. Gene Ontology annotation, molecular function: protein binding; glutaminase activity.